This is a messenger RNA of Coregonus clupeaformis (lake whitefish), 687 nucleotides long. RefSeq lists its product as uncharacterized. The transcript has 3 exons. NCBI's taxonomy places the organism in Eukaryota, Metazoa, Chordata, Actinopteri, Salmoniformes, Salmonidae. The coding region runs from base 1 to 687 and encodes 228 amino acids. The record is from RefSeq and is a predicted model, not a curated record.
AUGCCGGAGGCUGCCCAGCCAGAGGAGGUAGCCAGACGGACAACCAGCCCCCCCAGGGACAUCACCAGGCCUGAGGCCUUCGUCCGGACAGGACCCCUGCUGGCCAGGAGAGCCCAGAGGGAUGCUCCUCCUCCAAAGAUGGUCCCCAAACCCCCGAUUGCCCCCCGGCCCAAACUGCUUCCCUCCCUGGGCCAGGGCAACGUGUCCCUGGUCAGUGCCAACACCUGGGAUGAGAGCACCAAGAAGAAGGGCAAGAAAGGAGUCAGAGUCCAGAGGUCUAGCCUGGGCCUGAGGCAUAUCCCCCGUGACCUAGAGAUGGCGAUGAUGAGGCCCCGUCUGGUCAAGUCGGCCGUUCCCUCCCAGCGGCCCUACCAGCCGUGGGACGACGAGGACGAGGUGGACAUUUGCGCCCUGCCUACAUGUGCCCCAUUCUUUGAUUACCUUGGUCGAGUGUUCGGCAUGCAUACUGGUGGCUUUGCCUAUAAGGAUAAGCGAACACAGAUCACAGAGAGUGUUCUAGAGUACGCCCUCCCACUGCUCACCAUCUUACAGAACUUUGUCAUCCGUUUGAAGGAGGACAACAAUCAGGCAGUUUUGAAAAGAGUUCAUGAAGAGGCACAGAACAACCUCUUCCUGUUUGAAGCUCUUUUCAAGACAGAUGGUGAUGAGCCUAUGGAUGAGUCCUAG